AUGCCGAUUUCUGAAGGCAUCGUUAGUAAGCACAUCUGGCAUUUUCCCUCGCUCUGAUAAUCAGGAUUCUGUUGUUGGUCGAGCAGUAUAAAUGCAGGACAAUAUUGCUCUCCAGCUACAGACAAGGGUUACCUGCCAAACAGGGAAGAUAAAAGUCAGUCAAAAGGAAAAGCGCAAAAGGUAUAGUCUGCAUGCCACUCCUGAAAUUUUAUAGAUAAAACUAAAUAUAUAAUAAUAAUUUAUAUCUGUUUUUAUUCAGACAGUGCAUGUUUUUAACUAAUUUUGGCGUCCUUGUUUUGGGGAUCAAAAUCAAUAUGUGUACAGUAUAAUAUUUAUACGGACAAUAUGAUAUAAAGGAAAAAUUUGAAUAUUAUAUUUGCUUGAAAAAUCAUUUCUCAUCGUAAAAUUAGGAUAAUCCAUCUGCUGAAAACUUCCUUUUGCUCAGUCUCAACUACGCAUUUAUAGAAAAACCUGUUUGGGAUCAGCAAAUAUGAACAUAUCGUUUUUUACAGUUUUAAAACUACUGUUUUAAAUUAAGGACAAGUAACUAAAAUGUGGCUGCUCUUCAUCCUGUUCCUGCAAACUCGUUUUAAUGUUGUCCUAAUCAUUUUCAAUUUUUUAAUUAAUUAAAAACAACAACAUAACAAAACAAUUUUGUGACAGGAGUCUUGCUGCAUUUAAAUGCUUUUCCGGCUGUUUCUUUUGGAAAAAAGUUGUCUGUUAAAAGUUAAACUUAUCUGUCUAUAGUUCAAAACAUAAUUCCCCCUGUAAUGCCAUUUUUAUGAAUGCUAUUGUAUUGACUAUAUAUAAUUUGUACACAUGCAGUACUCAGAACAACGAGCAUGGCAAACUAAUCGUUUUGCAAUUCUAAAUUUGUUUAGGGAGUCACCAAGAUGAAAGUCGUUGCACUAAUUCUUGUCAUUCUUCCGAUAUACUUUGAAGGUACGUCUCUGAACGAUUGAAUUUCAAUAUUAGCUUAUGCUCGGAACUAAGUGUAGGACUGUAAAAGCGAGUGUAAAAGUAUACCGUAAACCAGCGAACCGUUGUGAGCGAUUUUGCGAUCAUAUUAAUUUUUUAUUAACAAGUAAUUUAUUAUUACAUUCUGAACCUUUUCAGAAAGUUUUUUAAAAGUUUCCAAUCUAUUCUUUAAAGCCAAAUUUUUGUUUCAAAAACUACGCUGGCGAUUUUUUUCAAAUUUAAAUAUACGACUCCUUAACUAUAUUAUCAGCGUUUCACGUCAGCAUGAAAAACGUCUAUUGCGUACUCGCCUUUUCAGAACUUGUUCUCGAGCUACGCCUAUAUAUAUAUAGCGCGUAGGAUAGCUAAAAGUGCUAAACUUUAAAUUAUAUUUUGCCGUUCGGUAAAAAAAAAUUGGAAAACAAUGAUUGCGUUGCCAUUGCUCACGCGAGCAACACGCGCGCACGAGCUUGCGUUUAGUGUUAGCGUAGUGCAGAAGACUUCGUGUUGAAACAGUGUUUGAAAAUAAAGGCGAGAAGUUGCUGCAUGCAUGUAUUUCGAGUGAGUGCAUGGUAUCACCUAAGAAGAGUAGCUGCCCUACAGAAAACUUCAUGUGCUUUGUGUUGAUAGAAUUGUUAUUUCCCAUUCUUUAUCAUGCAUAUUUUCCGCAAUAUAUUGCCAUGAACGUCCAGCCCUUUCCAUUUAUCAUGUGUCUUAUAAUCCUCUCGUUCGGUAUUAAAUUAUAAAUUCUUUGCAAAGGGCAUUAAAUCAAACGUAUAGUGAUUAAAUGAUUGGCCCAUGUAAGGUAACCCAUGCCCUCCUUGGAUUCCGGAUUCUGCUCAUUGGAUUCCUGAUUCCAAAUCGGCUGUGGAUUCCGGAUUCCGCUCCUCGGAUUCCGGAUUCCACUCCUUAGAUUCCGGAUUCCACUACUUGGAUUCCGGAUUCCAGAUCGGUUGUGGAUUCCAGAUUCCAGAAAAUUGAUGCAGGAUAAGGAUUCUGGUUUCCUCCGAUGUUUAGUUCUGAAUUCCAGUGUCUAUUUAUAAUAACUUUCGCCCUUCCCAAUAUAGCAAGCAAUUAACAAUUUUUGGUUGGUUGGAAAGACCAGAUCAGAAAUCCUUAUAAAUCGUGCAAAAUUCAAAUUAAUAUAUUUACUCGCCCAAUUUUCUUUUCCGCUUUCUGCGCGUAUUGUUCCUAACCGCUUUUAUCUUCAUCUUUUUUAAUUAGCAAAUCGUAGCUCAAUAUAAUUGUAGUGUAGCCGUUUGAGGAAUACACUGCAAAAAAUGAAAUACUUGGAAAGAUUUUUUUUCCUAAUUUAAGAUAAUUAUUCUUAUAUCAAGAUUAUAUUUCUUGUUUUAAGAAUAGUUAUCUUGGUUUAAGAAAUUAUUUCUACGUUGAGAAACAUGUAAAAUUAGUUUUUCUUAAAUGAAGAUAUUAUUUCUUGACGCAAGGCUUUGUUUCUUGUUUCAAGAUUUAAAACUUAAUUUCAAGAAAAUUUAACUUGGUAUAAAGUGGUUAGAAAGGUUAUAUCAUUACCUGAAGAUUAUUUAUCUUGUCUUUAGAAAAAUAAUCUUAGGUUUGAGAAAAAUUAUCUUUUAAGUUCAAGCAAGUGUAUAUAAGUUUUCUUGUUUCAAAAAUCUUAAUAAAAUUUAUAUUUAUCUUGGUAAGAUUAAUACUAAUCUUGCUAAGAUUUUUAGUAAGAUUCGUUCCAUUUUUGUAAGAUUAUUUUUCUUUUAUCAAGAAUAAUUUUCUAGCCAAGAAAUAUUUUCCUAUGUAUGGGACAAAAACAAAAAUUAUCUUAAAUCAAUUUUCUUGGUAAGAUUAAAUUUCUCAAAUCAAGAAAAUUUUUCGCGAUCAAGAAAAUCUUAUCUAGAAAAAUUUUCCUAUGUAUGGGACAAGAUAAUUUUGCUUAAAUUAAGAAAUUUUUGCUCAAAACAAGUUUUUUUUUCUUAAAAUAAGCUUUUCAUUUUUUGCAGUGUAAAGUCAUGAUAGUCAACAUAAUAUAAUAGCGUAAUUCUAUACUCACGAUCGAGUGGGUCACUAUUGGAGGGUAACAUGAUACCAACAUCAAUUCAUGGCAUCAUUGGAUUGGAAACAGUGCACAACUAACACAUAUUUAAUGAUACAUAUAAAUUCAGAACUUAAAAUACUACCUACGUCCUUUUCCAUGGCCUUUAUACCGCAUUAUUUUGCUUUUCCUUUAUUCUGGUGUAAAUAGCCUGCAAGGUUAAGCUAUAAGUGUUUUCACCACGUUGUUUCGGAAAGAAUCAGUCAGUAAAAUCUUUAUUUAAGCACGGUAGCUUCAUGAGGUUUACAAACUAGUUAUCUACAUUAAGAAGUUUAAAAUUUUUCAAGCCUUUGUUACAUUAAUAUUUAUACCUGUUUUCCACGAAGGCCGUGUCUAUCGAAUAUGAUGUUUCAACAAUUGUAAGAGAUUCAGUAAGAGAUUCCGGUUGUCUUAUAUUGCUAGUUAAGCUGUUCCAUAACACCGCACCACUAUAGCUAAAGCUAUUUUUAAGAUAAUUGGUGCAGGGUAAAGGAGCAGCAAGUUUGUUCACGGAGUCUCGAAGUAUAUAAGGAGUUACAUUGUUGCGAUUAAUAAAUUUAGAACAUAGAUAUUCCGAUACAAGAUUAUUCAAACAUUUGAAAACCAUCAACGCUUUUUGAAAUUGGCGUUGUUGGUUUAGAUCAUCCCACCCUAGCUUUUCCAAUACGAUAUUGGCAUCGGCGUCAAAGUUGGAGAAGGUCAACACCCGCAUUGCACGGUUUUGAAGUUUUUGAAGUUUGUUAGAUAAAGUUUUACCACAAUUUCCCCACACGACAUUACAAUAUUCAAAAUGUGGUUGUAUUAGAGCUUUAUAAAUAACAUGCAUUGUUAUAUAGUUAGUGUCAAAGUUCAAUUUUUCUGUUUGCCGAUUGGUCAAAACCGUGUCACGUGCCGGUCCACAAAACGUCAUGUUCGGCAACCGGUCCGCAAUGAAACAUUUAUUGACUGGUCAAUAAUAAAAUGGGUGCAAUACGAAUGCGUGUCAACCACGAAGUUCCAAAGUUCAUUUUUAAACUUUUUACUAAACAUUUACGGCGUUCGAUUUAUCCAGUUUUGGUUUCAAAUUAAGUUCACUCCAAUAACCGGUGAACUAUUCAUACUUUGACACUUAUUUACUAUAUAACAAAACACUUAUUUACUGAGACCUUGGGAAAGCAGUGUGUUUUGUGGCCCCUCGACCGCCGUUGUUGCCCUCGGCUUCACCUCGGGCAACAACGGCGGUCUCGGGACCAUAAAACACACUGAUCCCCUCGGUCUCAGCAAAUAAUUGAUAAAUGUUCAUUUUUCUACUCAGUAUCGGACGCAAAAUGCAACUGCCAAUAUGAGUAUAAAAGAGUUGGGUGUUUCAAAGACGUACGGCACAAUGAAGCUCUUCCUGAGAUGUUGGCGAAUGAGAGAGACAAACACAGUGUGUAUUAUAAUGGCCAUGAUAUCAACUGGUUUGACUGGGAUAACUACAUGCAGCAAUUGGUUUGUCGUUGUGCAGAGCAAGCUCUCAAGAAAGGAUAUAAAUAUUUUGGAAUUGAGUACUGGGGUAAGUUAGAAAUUAUGACCAUAACAAGAUAGGUUUACUACCUUUUAGCUUUUAUAUUUAACGAAUGGUCUGACGCUGUGCAGAACAAUCUGCCAUAAAGAGAUUUUAAUAUUUUAAGGUGUUUUUUGAAGAUGGAAAUUUCGAAUAAAAUUUAUAAAUAUUUUAUACAUAACCAGAAGCAGUAACGAAAAAAGCAAAUAUCGCCCCUUUGGCAGGAGUUAAAUCUACGGCGUUAGGAUUCCGAUGCCUAAUCGCGCAGGGCUGCAGGUUCGAUUCCUUCCUGGUUAGGUCUAGCCAUGUAAUAAAUUUCAUUGGAAAUAUCCAUCUUCAAAAUAUAUACCUUAUCUUCUCGAUUCUAAGAUCCAUUUUGUUUUUGAAGGAUUCUAAAAAAAAUAUUAUAACGGACCGGUUGUUGUGCUAGUUUAAUCGUUAUCGAUCGAAAAAGUCAAAUUAAGUCAACUAUUCCCAACAAGCUUUUUACAAACUUAGAAAAACUUUUUCCAGAAAUCUUGUCUGUGUCAUCAGUCCAGUCGCCCGUUUAAUAAACGGUUACACGGACAAACCAAAAUAUCAGGUUAAAUUUCAAUUCAGCACAAUUUUAUACACUGCCUUAGCAUAAUCGCACUUGGCGUAUUUUUUGUGUAAAAGAGGGCUCGCAACUAGAAACUAGAAGGUCCCAAAACUGUUCGGGGCGUCAACGCAAUUUUUUAUCGCUGACAGUCGGACGCAUGAUUGAUCCGCGCGAUAGUCGUGCCCAUCAUUGAUCCGCGCCCUGAAGCAAAAAUUCAGCGAAUACUUUGCUCAUAAGAUCCGCAUUCCAAUGCGUGUCUUGCGCGUGCAAGAAUUCUGUAAACAUUUAUGGAAACCUGAAUUAUCAAUAAGUUUAAAAGGAGGGAAAUCGGUUACCAUAUAGUAACCCUGAAUGGUACUCACCGUUCCGUUUAUAUUUUCAGGCGAAUGUUGGUCAGGUCCCUCACCAGCAGCUGAUACUGAAUACAAUAAACAUGGGAAAGGUGGUGCUUGUUAUGGCCCUGGGUACCGCAUGUGUCGUCGAAAUGAUGCCAACUGCGUAGGAGCUAACUCUCACAUCUUUGUUUACGAAAUUGGUAAGUUCUCCUAAUAUUUCUAUCUAAAAUCCAGUCUUUGUUGCUAUUCUGUCGUUUUCGUCGACGUCGUUGGCUGCUGUUAGUUGUUGUUUUUGUUUGAUUAAUUAAGUUUGUUUUUGUUUUGUCGGGUUUGUUUUUAUACUGGAAUGUCUUGUUUACGCUGUUGUUGUUAUUCUUGCAUUGGUUAUUGUGUUCAUUGUUUCUGGGUCUUUUUUGCAUGUUGUUAAUUCUUGCCCUACUUACGCUGUAACUCUGUUAUUGAUAGAACUUUGUCAUGGUCACUGUGCAUGGUUAUGUGGUUUAAGUGUUUUUGUUAUUUUUCAGAAACCUAUGCAUGCGAUGUUCAUUUUGAGAAGAUUGGUUGUUAUAACGAUUACUCUCGCAACAACGAACUAGCCCUGACAGCACGUGACCACCGCAGUAGUAAAUACAUGGGAGAACCUAUUGAUUGGUGGAACUAUGAUAUUUUUCUACCAAAGUUUGCUUGCGAAUGUGCUAAAAAAGUCCUCGAGAAAGGAUAUAACACAUUUGGCCUCCAGUAUUACGGUAUGUUGAAUGCAUUGGACCAUACAUUGAUUCAAACUAAUUGAAAUGAAGUACUGUUCAUCUCUGUGAACCAAGUUAAUAUUUUACGGUAAAUUAUUAACGCCUACUCACUGUUGCCCUGAUUAAAGAGUAUCUUGCUUAUGUCAAAGUACAACCACAAAAGUUUUCACAAAAGUUAAACAACUGCCAUUGCUAUGCAAACAAUAUGACAGAUAUUUUGGGCUAAAAAAACAAACUCGAAAAAGAUUCUGACGGUAUCCAACUUUUAUUUUACGAAAUGAUUUUCCCUAGCACAAUCACAAUUAUUUUAGCAAUUAAUAAAAAUUUUCCAAGGCAACGAAAUUUUUCAUAUGAAUAAUAGCAUUAAUUUUACUAAAUUUUGACAGCCAGUGACCAAUAUGAACCCGAAACUUGGUUUUCAUUGCUAUUUCAUAUUGGAAUUAAAUAAAAAUAUUUUAAACAAUUUUUUAUUGUCACUCAAAAACUUUGAAUUAAUAUUAUCAGGCUAAUUACCUGUUAAAAAAUAUUAUCAACUGCAUCCGCAUUCCAAACUGAAUUUCUCGAGUUCAAAACCAGGACCACCCAGCGAACGCAUAGAACCUCAUGUACAAAAUCUGAUUUUUUGAGACCGAGAUAUAAAAUCAUAGAUAAAGUUAGAGAACAAUAUCUAACAAUUAUUGAAUGAGAUAGAGCAAGAUAUGAAGGAUUAUCCAGCAAAAAUUUGUGCUAGCAAGCGAAUUAAGCCGAAGACUGAGGUUGAAAACACAAAAAGAGGGUUCAGUUCGUCUAAACAACGUGUACGUCUUCUCAUUUGCAGAUAAUCUAUCCUGUUUUCUUUCAUAAAUACUGUAAAAUGUUUCAAACCUUUUAGUGGCUGUUUUUGUUGACAUUUCGUCUUAAAACUAUGCUUUAAUAAAAGCAGGGAUGUCGGAAAGGGGGCCCCAAAAAAUACGAGGUACAACGAUUAAAAAGUAUGAAUUACGGGCGAAAUGGACGUAAUAUUGAAAUAUACGUGAAUUUUUCUGGAAUAUUGCAAUUGUGUCAAAAAUUAGGUUAACUUUCAAAAUUUUGUUGCCCUUGUUUUGGUGAAUUAAGGUUCCGGAAAGUUUUUUGCCCUUGUUUUGGUGAAUUAAGGUUCCGAAAAAUUUUUCGGAAACGAAAUAUUAAUUAGUGAUUUCCCUUACGUCAACAUUGCCCCUCUGUGCCCUACCCUCGCUCCGGCGUCCCUGAAUAAAAGUCGUUUCCUUCGAGCAUUCAAACCCGGCCGGAGGCGUGCAUAUCUUUUAAAUAAAUAAUAAUAAUAAAAGUUAAUUAGCUAAAGUUAUCACUACAAUCUUCUUUCAUUAUAUUUCGCGCGUUUGGGGAAAGCCUUGACAGCCGCCAUUUUUUUUAUACUUUGGAGAGAAAUGUUCGCUUACUCCCGCUUCCUCACCCAUCCUCCUAUAAAAAGUCCUUAAAACGUUGCAGUUUUGCCUAAAAAUUAACACGCAAUAGCUUUUGAUUAAAACAUUAGUGUGUGAAGUUAAUGAAAGCUCUCUUGGUCUAUCUAGGAGAAUGUUGGACAGGACAGAAAUUUGAAGACAAAUAUUAUCAUGGGCAAGGCGAAUCCAGAAGAUGCAUUAACAAAUGUUAUCAAAGAUGCAAACGUUGGGACAGAUUCUGUAUUGGUGAAGGUUUCGCUAACACUGUUUACCGCAUUAGUAAGUAUAUAUUUCUAUACAGGGGCGAAACUACUAGGGUGUGUGGGCAGGGGGGGGGAUGUGACACUCCCCAUUCUCUAUCUCCUCUGGUAUAUGCCUACAAUUUCGUCGGACAAAUUUUGAAAAUAUUUGGAUUGAAAAGUAAUAGUUGUAGGGAAAAUGUUGAUAAAUUUACGAAAAUAUUACUCAAAAUUUUUACAAAUUACGAUAAAUUAUUUCGAAAUUUAGUGAAAAAUGCUAUGUCGAGCGAAAUGUGAGUGGGAUUUAUAAGAAUUUUUCAACCAUUCAGUUUAUAUUUGGUCUGUAGCCUACAUAAAAAUAACAUCAUGAGCAAAUGUCCCGAAGUGUUAAAACAUUCUGGGGUCUUGCCAGAGAAUCGGACAUGGCUACUUUGAGAAGCUAAGAAACUUUUUUUUCAUGGUUUAUUACAAAUUGCCAGUUAACAUUAUUAUCCAGCAGGUUGUUUAUGACAUGCUUGAUCAAUGUCAUCAUUGACAAUGGUUUACUUUCAACAUCCUGACCGCAAUAACAUAUUUUCCUCCUAUCUAUAUACCCAGGCUUCUAUCCAUAUCCUAAAGUUGGAUUACACAGUUAUUAGGUAUAAUUAGGUUACAAAAUGAUCAUUGAAAUGGGAGGGAGGGGGGAGGGUUAAGGAUUUGCUGAAACGAGAUCUUAAUUGUUAUAACAAGUUUAGAACGAAAGCCUCAACUUUAAUUUGCCAUUGUUUUUGACAACUAGAACGUAAUUUGGAAAUGGGUUAUUGUCAUUUAGAUGUCUAUCUUUUCGUAAUCAUGCCAGACAUACGAAAUGACUAAGCACAGUAUAUGAUGAAAUAUCUCUAAUCCAAAUGGAUGGCGCUGAUUUUUAGUUGAAAAUAAAAAUAUCCAAAUAUAUCUUCCAGUCAAUUUGUAAACUAUACUGUACUUUGCAGUAUAUGUGACGUCAAUAUAUAUAUAUAUAUAUAUAUAUAUAUAUAUAUAUAUAUAUAUAUAUAUAUAUAUAUAUAUAUAUAUAUAUAUAUAUAUAAUAGAAAAUUCCAUCGGCUCUUAUCAAUUCCCCCUAAACCUUUGGAAUUUAGAUUUUGAGUACCAUUCUAAUAAUUCUGCAUAAUGAACAAAUCAAAUUCGCCUGUGAGAGGUAGCCGGUAGUUGAAGUCAAAUCUGAACUUCCCUAAUGUUCCAGGAACAAGGCCGUCGCGUGCAGUGUUCCUUUAUGGGGGGGGGGGGAGUAAGCAACAAAAAACCUACCUGAUUUUUACCUAGUUCAUAAUUUUACCUGAAAAUAACUUUAACCAUUUAACAAUUAUUCGCCGAAGGCGAGGUGAUUAUCGGGAAAUAUUCGCCGAGACGAAGUCGAGGUGAAUAUUCACCGAUAAUCACCGAGCCUGAGGCGAAUAAUUGUUUUAGUAUUUUUACACAAGCUUUUGUGUUUUUUGAGACUAAAUUUAUUUUAAUUUCGCUUAUUUCUUUGUCAGUAAACUUCCACAAAACAGGUAGCCGCCAUUUUGAAAUUCACCUGUAUAGGUGAAUAUAACAGCUUAUUACGUCAAUUUUGACCAAUCAACGUGUAGGAUUUGUUAUGUUCACUUGUGUUAAAAUACUAAGAAUUAAUAUUUCUUUUCCCAAGCUUUAUUAUAUUCACAAUUAUGUUCACAUUUAUAAUCCCCUCCCCCACUCCACCCCCGGUCGCUACGGCCCUGUCCAGGAACAUCAACUUAUGGCAGCUUACAAAUAUUAUUCCACACAAUUUGAAUCACUUUAGCUCACCCUGACUGUGAAAUGAAAUAUGAAGGCUUGGGCUGUUACAAUGCAGUUGACCGUAGGAAUGAUAUGGCAAUGUCGGUGCUCUUAUUCAAUGAAAUGUCUCCGCGCAUUGGGAACUUCAAUGGCUAUGUGAUGCAGUUUGAUGAAUCCUGGGAAGCAAUGUAUCCACAAUUGUUAUGUCGUUGUGCCCGAGCCGCUGAAGAAAAAGGAUACAAGAACUUUGCUAUUCGAAACAAAGGUAGGAGAUUUGAAAAUAUUCAACAUCUUCGGAGUUGUGGUUGUGCACUUAUCAAGAAAAUAAUGACUACCAACACAGAAACUCUUAAUUCCAUUCUAUCUUUGAUAAGCUCUAUAGUUCAUGUCAUCUAUCAACCUCACCAUUACAUUUCUCCCCCUCUGCUUUCCUGUGCUCUCUACAACCUCCGUCCGAAAUAUUCUUCUUAUAACUGAAUUUCUUAUAUCAUCGCUCGAAAAUCGGUUUGGUUGUGGAAGGAGGCUAAAAAACACUAAUGGCUCCGAUGACAGGCUAUGCACCGGUAAUUUGUCAAGCAGAAACUGGUGCAUUUAAUAAUUUAGCAAUUUAAAUCACUUUAAUUAAACCUUUAAACUUGUAAAAUCGUAGGUACAACAGGUUACCCAUGCAAUUACUGUACUCCAACUAAAGUUUUAAAAAGCUAUGUUGCAUUGUAAAAAGUCAAAUAUUUUAAACAGUUUAGACAAACAAGGGUCAAUAGCCGACAACCAUAGUUUUAAAAUAACAACAAUGCGGUUUUUUAUGCAACAGAUGUGCGGAUUUACAUUUUACACAAAUUGAUUUCCAUGCUCUGCAGUCAUCAAUGUCGUAAACAGCUCUUCCAGCAUCUUUAUAUUAACUAUUUGCCUUUAAAACCGGUUUGAUUUAAAAAGUGUUUGAUCUUCUAGUGUUAGUUAGCGUGGCAAUAUAUUUCACAAUUUAGCUACUCUUACGAAGUAGCUAGUUUGAUAAAUCGUGGUUCAGAAAUUCCUUACAAGUAACUGCCUCCCCCUGCCUGUACUGCUACCUGGCAUCUUGCUGUAAUAUAAAACGCUGUACAGACGCCUGAAGGUAAGGACACUAAACCAUUGAGAACUUCUGAAGCAAAUAACAUAUAGUUCAAGCCAGUAGGUACAGGUUAAAUAUCCAAAGACAUUAAAAUCAUUGAAUAAUUUUUGCAAUCACUGCAAGGAUUUCACAUGCAGUAACUGGAUCAUUUAAUCAUUUUGCACUGACCUUCAUAAGUGUCCCACUGUGACUUCUUUGGUAAGUCUUCUUACUUCUUCUGUUCUUGGAGGAGCUACACUCCCCUUACUUCACCCCGGUUCUGUCGCUUAUAGAGUACUAGGGAGCUUUAGCAGCGACUACGAGUACGAGAUUCGUCAAGCGAAACGCACGCUGUAUAAUAUGCUUACGUCAUCCCGUACUGACCCGAAAACUCGCAGCAGUCGUCCAUUUGAGUACGAAAUUUUGAAGAAAUAUCGUAGUCCUCACGACGACUUUUUAAAAAACAAAGAAAGUUUUUUUUCUUUUCUGCAAAAAUUAAGCGCUUAUCCGGUAAAUAAUCUACUAAUUCUAAAUAUCUGGCUUGUUUUUAACUUCACUUAUAUUCAUGACUUAUUUGCACUUAAUUCAUGAAUAUAAUUAUUGUUCCUCAUAGAAGGGGCUAAUCUUGCAGGAAAUUUUAACCUGCAUGAGAUUUAGCUUAUAGAUUUAGCUUACCGCUAUAAAACAGAAAGGAGAACGACUACGACUUCCUCGCACGCGAUCAAAGAUUCAAAUCUCGUACUCGCACUCGCUGCUAAAGCGGCCUAUUUUUAGUUCUUUCAAACGGACACAACAGCUGGAGAUACGAUGAGCACAUGGGGAAGCUGUCCAUCUUGUCUUUUACUGGACGUGGAAAUAAGAAGAAAGAUAUUUUUCGUUUUAUAUUAAUUAUAUUAAUUCUUAAUGUUUCAAAACAGGCGAGUGCUGGAGCGGACCAAGUUCUGGGCAGUCGUAUAUGGAACGAUAUGGAAGAAGUGAACAUUGCAUUCGUAAAGCAUCUGAUCCAUGUGUAGACAACAUGUUGUGUGCUGGGGAUGAAAAUAGUAUCAGUGUUUACAAGAUAUUGGAACAUGCAAUUCAAAUAGGAAAAUAGAGGAACCGAGAAGACGAUUCAUUAAACUUUGCGAAACGGUUCGUCAUGUAAUUAUUUAUUUACUUUCUUUACUUAAUGUCGCUUUAUUUUGUUUCGUUACUUCAUUCUUAAUUAAGGUGCACUGGUGUCAUUUUAAUUAACUUUAUUUAAUUCUUACUUAUUUUGCGUACCCUCACGUUACGUGACAUUGUUUAUUACUUUGCAUUACUGUAUAUGCUUAACAUUAGUUCAGACAUUCCACUUUUCUUGGGAAGCAAUUUUGACCAAAAACUGAGGAAAUAUUAUCAUACCAAAGCUGUGGCUCUGAGAAUAUCAUAAAACGUGUUUAAAAUGCGUUUCGUUGACUAAAAAUAGAACCACCGGGGGGACCACGCCACCGAACGUUCGAACAACUACGCAGAUUUUAUAUUAUUUUUUAAAUAACGUCACUUGAACUUCAGUUAUUGAACUGCGGUAACAAUUACAAGAUUAAGGAGCAAAGGCCAAGAUCCAAACUAUAUUUGAAGGUCGGAUGUGAGACUAGGAAGAUACUUUAGAUAAAAAAAUUACAGACAACAGCUUUCAGUUUCAAAAGCUACUCAGAUGCGACCUUAUAUCUUUUAACGAGUCAAAUUAUAUCGGAACUUGGUAUAGAUGAAAGCUUACAAAACUUUAAAAUACCAGAAAUACAGUAAUUGAUCAUGCGUCAAACAUAUAGACAUUUUCUAGAUACCCUAUACCCCUAUUUUCUUCAGGAACUAUUUGACGCUGUCAAAAGAUGAGUUAUUAAGACCAAAAUUCUUCUUUUUACGCGAGCAUGCCCCCGGGGCCCGGACGCCCACAAAUUGUGAUUCGCAAAUUAUUCACUUCCACCUCCCCAUCAAAAAAAUACUGGCUGCGGAACUGCAUUUACUUUAAGUUUUCUAUUGCUGUCUACUGCAACAUACUUAUCUCUAUAUUUAACUUUCAUUCAUUGACCUUAAGGAGGCUCCCUACAGUUAUUGGCAGAAUUUGAAGUUGAUUUAGUCAGACGUCAUUUUCGCGUCGUGCGCGUGGAAAAUUCGUGGUGUUUUUUACACAAGCGGACAAACCGGCGAAAUAAUUUUUGAGUGCUCAUCUUGAAAAGAACGACACCAGCAUUUUUUUAUCGUACGUAGUUGAAAUUAUUAAAAGUACAUAUGUUGUUGACCAGUUAUUAAACUUUUGUUUGGUAUAUUUUUCACGUUUUAACAGUUAGUAUUGGUUUUUAAAAAGUUCAAAAUCUUCGACUUAUCAAAAGUCGAAACAAUAUUAAUUAAAUAUGUUUUUGAAAUGCUGGACUACAAACAAUAAUAUGACAAUUAUGUGUCACUGUAAUAUUUAUUUAUGUAAUAGUUAAUAUCGAGACUUCGUCUUCAUAUUCAACUUGACUCGUCUAGCGUUUUGUUUUUAAUGUUAUAAAAGUAGAUUCACUUCAUGAAACAGAUCUUUAGCGAAAUAACUUUAAUAGUCUUGAAUAGUUUUACGGGUUUUCAACACAAUCACAACAAGUGCAAAUUUAGAAGUUUAGGGCAAAAUAGUUUUUCCAUUCUUACCGUUUCAGAUAUACAUGUACUCUACUUUCUGUUUUCAAUAAUCUCAAACAAAUCAUAAAUAUUAUGGAAGUCAGAUUUCAUAAAUUUUGAAAACAAAAUAUGUAAAUCUUAGCCCCACGCGUGGGAAUAGUCCCGCGCGGAAAUUGAAAUCCUGAUUUUUCCGACGUCAUACGCAAGAAAACAAGUGCAUUUUUCUCUUGUUUCCUUCGGUAAACUUUUUUAAAACUUUGCACACUUUACGGCAAUCACAAAAUGCAUAAAAUAUGUGAUUUAAAAAAAAAUCGUACGAGCCGAAUUUUUUUAAUUCCAAAAACAGGGUUUUUUGAAAAUUAAAUAAAAUUGGCUCGUACGAUUUCUGUAAAAAACUCUUUUUUGAUAGAAUUAUACAUUAGAUCCUUGUGUGCAGAAAAUUAAAAACUUUUACCGAAGGAAAUUCUAAAAAUCUGAAAAAGAAUGUAAAAAUAAGGCCUUUUUCAAAUUGCCUUGUUGCCAUGGUAACAAAACAAUAUGAAAAUAUUUAUCACUUCUCGUAUUCCAGUGUACUGUAACAAUGUUGUCUCCAAGUUUCGUUAGCAUACGUUUUAAGCAAAAGAAAUAAUAGACCUUAAAGUGCUAUUGACUGUUCUUAGUUAAAAAACUGUAGGGAGCCACCUUAAGUUUCAUUAUUUCCUGUUAGUACCAAGUACUCAUGUUCACUUUCAACUGUUCGAAAUAGAAUUUCAGAAUAAUUAAUUUCAACCUUUUGUUUUUCUUCAGGUAAUGGACAUAUCGAUUAUGGACAAUCCACAUUUAAAUUAAUAUCUAAAGUAGUUUUAAGAAAUUAGUUUUAAGAAGGUGUAAGCAAUUAUAACGGUAAUCUUAGAUGUAUUAGCUAAAAACAGAC
Messenger RNA from Paramuricea clavata, 14239 nucleotides. The record is from the annotation of a GenBank genome assembly. Lineage: Eukaryota; Metazoa; Cnidaria; Anthozoa; Malacalcyonacea; Plexauridae.